AUGUGUGGCAUUUGCUGUUCUGUAGGCUUCUCUGUUGAGCACUUCAGUAAAGAGUUAAAAGAGGAUUUGCUGGACAAUCUUAGACGACGGGGCCCCAAUAGUAGCAAGCAGUUGCUAAAAUCUACUGUUAACUAUCAGUGUUUAUUUUCUGGUCAUGUUCUUCAUUUGAGAGGUAUUUUGACUGCCCAGCCUGUGGAAGAUGAAAGCGGCAAUGUGUUCUUAUGGAAUGGAGAAGUUUUUAACGGAGUACAGGUUGAAGCAGAAGACAAUGACACUCAAGUUAUGUUCAGUAGCCUUUCUGCCUGUAAGAAUGAAUCUGAUAUUUUGUCACUCUUCUCUAAAGUCCAAGGUCCUUGGUCUUUUAUAUAUUAUCAAGCCUCUAGCCAUUACUUAUGGUUCGGUAGAGACUUUUUUGGCCGUCGUAGCUUGCUUUGGCAUUUUAGUAAUCUGGGCAAGACUUUCUGCCUCUCUUCAGUUGGUGCCCAGAUAUCUGGGCUUACAGACCAGUGGCAAGAAGUUCCAGCAUCUGGAAUUUUCCAGAUUGAUCUCAAUUCUGCUGCUGUUUCUAGAUGUGUGACUUUAAAAUUAUAUCCUUGGAAAUAUGUUUCUACGGAGAAUGUUAUUGAAGAAUGUGUUAAUGACCCGACUCAGACUCCAGCAGAAUUGCCAUCAUUUGUGUCAGUGGUAGCAAAUGAAGACAAACUGUAUCUUUCAAAACCUAUUGCUCCCUUGAAUAAGAGGCUGCCUCAAGCUUCAUUGCAAACUCAUUGUAGGAACAGUUCCAGUGUUCCACAUACAAGAGAGACACUUGAGAUAUUUCUUAGAGAUGAACACACAAAAAAAGUAGUCCAUCAAUUUAUUGAUGUCCUGAAUGUUGCAGUCAAGAGACGCGUCUUAUGUUUAGCUAGGGAGGAAAACCUGGCAUCAGAGGAAGUUUUGAAAACUUGUAAUAACAAAGCGAACAUUGCAAUCCUCUUUUCUGGAGGCAUUGAUUCCAUGGUGAUCGCAGCCCUUGCUGAUCGUCAUAUUCCUUUAGAUGAGCCAAUUGAUCUUCUGAAUGUGGCUUUUGUGACUAAACAAAAGACUGGGUCAAGUGUUCCUACUGUAGGAAGAAAACAGCAAAACCAUCAUGAGAUCCCUUCUGAAGAGUCCUCUCAGGGUGCUGCAGUGGCUAAGGGUCCUGAUGAUGCCGAGGUGCCAGACCGAGUCACAGGAAAAGCAGGACUAAAGGAACUACAGUCUGUCAACCCUUGUCGAACUUGGAAUUUUGUUGAAAUUAAUGUUCCUCUUGAAGAACUACAGAAACUAAGAAGAGCUCGAAUAUGUCACUUAGUUCAUCCCUUGGACACAGUUCUGGAUGAUAGCAUUGGCUGUGCUGUCUGGUUUGCUUCUAGAGGAAUCGGUUGGUUAGUGACUCAGGAUGCUGUGAGAGCUUACAAGAGCUGUGCAAAGGUGAUUCUCACGGGAAUCGGUGCAGAUGAGCAGCUGGCAGGUUACUCCCGUCAUCGUGUCCGCUUUCAGUCUCUUGGUCUAGAAGGAUUGAAUGAGGAAGUAGCAAUGGAACUGGGUCGCAUUUCUUCCAGAAACCUUGGUCGUGAUGACAGAGUUAUUGGUGACCAUGGAAAGGAAGCUAGGUUUCCUUUCCUGGAUGAGAAUGUUGUGUCUUUCCUAAAUUCCCUGCCGAUUUGGGAAAAGGUAGACCUGACUUUGCCCCGUGGGGUUGGUGAGAAGCUCAUUCUACGCCUUGCAGCUGUUGAACUUGGUCUCACAGCCUCUGCCCUUCUGCCGAAGCGAGCCAUGCAGUUUGGAUCUAGAAUUGCAAAACUGGAGAAAAUUAACGAGAAGGCAUCUGAUAAAUGUGGAAGGCUCCAAAUUCUACCUUAGAAAACCUCUCAAGAAGAUGACAUAAUGAUUCUACCAUGUAAUAACACUGUAUGACAGUCACUAAAAAUUAAACAGCGGCUGCAUUACCA
Messenger RNA from Peromyscus eremicus (cactus mouse), 1973 nucleotides. It is a transcript of the gene Asnsd1, whose product is annotated as asparagine synthetase domain containing 1. The record is from RefSeq and is a predicted model, not a curated record. The coding region runs from base 1 to 1884 and encodes 627 amino acids. Lineage: Eukaryota; Metazoa; Chordata; Mammalia; Rodentia; Cricetidae. The transcript is spliced from 3 exons. Gene Ontology annotation, molecular function: asparagine synthase (glutamine-hydrolyzing) activity.